This is a messenger RNA of Ictidomys tridecemlineatus (thirteen-lined ground squirrel), 12025 nucleotides long. It is a transcript of the gene Trpc5, whose product is annotated as transient receptor potential cation channel subfamily C member 5. The record is from RefSeq and is a predicted model, not a curated record. NCBI's taxonomy places the organism in Eukaryota, Metazoa, Chordata, Mammalia, Rodentia, Sciuridae. Gene Ontology annotation, biological process: regulation of cytosolic calcium ion concentration; calcium ion transmembrane transport. Gene Ontology annotation, cellular component: cation channel complex; plasma membrane. Gene Ontology annotation, molecular function: store-operated calcium channel activity; inositol 1,4,5 trisphosphate binding; protein binding.
CACACACACACACACACACACACACACACACCGCAACCACGACGGGUUCUCCGCAGCUCGCAACCACCCCAAAGGGAGGGAGAAAGAGAACAGCAGCAGAGGGAAGGGAAGCCAGGGGCAGAGAGAAGAGGGGGGAAGAGCUCAGGGUUGAACAUUUUUGGAGCUAGGGGUGGGGAGGAGAAAGAGAGCGCGCCUCCUUGAUUUUCCCCUCCCCACCCCUCUUUGCUUUUCUCUCCCCUUCGCUGUAUAGCAUUUUCCAGAAGCAGCAGCAGAAUGGGACUGAAGCCUCUGGUCUAGAAAACGGAUUUGGAGGGGUGGCAGGGGCUCCCACCAGCCGCUACCUUACAGCUAGUGCUUGAGUGUGCGUGUCAGAGUGUGAAUGCGGUCCUCUCUCUCCCUCUCUUUCUCUCUCCCCCUUCGCCCGCUUCACACCACCGUGUCAGCUAUCCCUGUCAGUUUCCCCGUGUCAGUUUCUUCUCUUGCUUAUUGUGUUUGGCUGGCUGCGUGAAGGGACUGCGAGCAUUUGGGGGGCUCACGCUGGUCCGAGAGCCCCAGGAGAAGCGAGCGAGAACACGGCAGGGGCACGGGUGGAGCAAAGAGUUUUGGGGCGCUGGUGAAGGCAAAAGGUGAGAAGGUCUGGCCAGUCGGGAACUUUGAGAUAACUGAAGAGGGGAAAAGGAAACGAAGCCUCCAGGCCCCCGGCUGUCCCAGGCGGCUGCUGUUUUUGCGCCGCGGAAGACCAGUCCAGGAAGGCUACCGCGGCACCUCGCGCCCUAGUACACCGAUCCCAGACUACACAGAUCCGAGGAAACCACUUGGCCCGGGAAAAGGAAAUGAAGACAUAAAGAAGAGAUAAUGUGUCUUGCUUGAUUUCAUGCUUCGAAUUAGUGGCAGAGUUGAGACUAGAAUCCAGUCUUCUAAUUCCCAGAAAACUAUUCUUUAAUUGCACCAUUUUAUACAUAGAGCUUUCUAAAUUGCUAUGAACCAUGGCCCAGCUAUACUACAAGAAGGUCAAUUAUUCACCAUAUAGAGACCGCAUCCCCCUGCAAAUUGUGAGGGCUGAGACGGAGCUCUCUGCCGAGGAGAAAGCCUUCCUCAAUGCUGUGGAGAAGGGGGACUAUGCCACUGUGAAGCAGGCACUACAAGAGGCCGAGAUCUACUAUAAUGUCAACAUCAACUGCAUGGAUCCUCUGGGCCGGAGUGCCCUGCUCAUUGCUAUUGAGAAUGAGAACCUGGAGAUCAUGGAGCUACUGCUGAACCACAGCGUGUAUGUGGGUGAUGCAUUACUCUAUGCCAUCCGCAAGGAAGUGGUGGGUGCUGUGGAGCUUCUGCUCAGCUACAGGAAGCCCAGUGGAGAGAAACAGGUCCCCACACUGAUGAUGGACACCCAGUUCUCUGAGUUCACACCAGACAUCACUCCCAUUAUGCUGGCUGCCCACACCAACAACUAUGAAAUCAUCAAAUUGCUUGUCCAAAAACGGGUCACGAUCCCUCGGCCCCACCAGAUCCGCUGCAACUGUGUGGAAUGUGUGUCCAGUUCAGAGGUAGAUAGCCUGCGCCAUUCCCGCUCCAGACUGAACAUUUAUAAGGCUCUGGCAAGUCCCUCACUCAUUGCCUUAUCAAGUGAGGACCCCAUCCUUACUGCCUUCCGUCUGGGCUGGGAGCUCAAGGAGCUCAGCAAGGUGGAGAAUGAGUUCAAGGCAGAGUAUGAAGAGCUCUCCCAGCAGUGCAAGCUCUUUGCCAAAGAUCUGCUGGACCAAGCUCGUAGCUCCCGGGAACUGGAGAUCAUCCUCAACCAUCGAGAUGACCACAGUGAAGAGCUUGAUCCUCAGAAGUACCAUGACCUGGCCAAGCUGAAGGUGGCGAUCAAAUACCACCAGAAAGAGUUUGUUGCUCAGCCCAACUGCCAACAGUUGCUUGCCACCCUGUGGUAUGAUGGUUUCCCUGGAUGGCGGCGGAAACACUGGGUAGUCAAGCUCCUGACCUGCAUGACCAUUGGGUUCCUGUUUCCCAUGCUGUCUAUAGCCUAUCUGAUCUCACCUAGGAGCAACCUUGGGUUGUUCAUCAAGAAACCCUUUAUCAAGUUCAUCUGCCACACAGCGUCCUAUUUGACCUUCCUCUUCAUGCUUCUCCUGGCUUCUCAGCACAUUGUUCGGACAGACCUCCAUGUACAGGGGCCUCCUCCAACUGUUGUGGAAUGGAUGAUAUUGCCUUGGGUUCUAGGUUUCAUUUGGGGGGAGAUUAAGGAAAUGUGGGAUGGUGGAUUUACUGAAUACAUCCAUGAUUGGUGGAACCUGAUGGAUUUUGCAAUGAACUCCCUCUACUUGGCAACUAUUUCUUUGAAGAUUGUGGCCUAUGUCAAGUAUAAUGGUUCUCGUCCGAGGGAGGAAUGGGAAAUGUGGCACCCGACUCUGAUUGCAGAGGCGCUCUUCGCAAUAUCCAACAUUUUAAGUUCCUUGCGUCUCAUAUCCCUGUUCACAGCCAACUCCCACUUAGGGCCUCUGCAGAUCUCUUUGGGACGCAUGCUGCUUGAUAUCCUCAAAUUCCUCUUUAUCUACUGCCUGGUAUUGCUGGCUUUUGCCAAUGGACUGAAUCAGCUUUACUUUUAUUAUGAGACCAGAGCUAUUGAUGAGCCUAACAACUGCAAGGGGAUCCGAUGUGAAAAGCAGAACAACGCCUUCUCCACGCUCUUUGAAACACUUCAGUCACUCUUCUGGUCUGUAUUUGGCCUUUUAAAUCUCUAUGUCACCAAUGUGAAAGCCAGACAUGAGUUCACCGAGUUUGUAGGAGCUACCAUGUUUGGAACAUACAAUGUCAUCUCCCUGGUAGUGCUGCUGAACAUGCUGAUUGCCAUGAUGAACAACUCCUACCAGCUUAUUGCCGAUCAUGCUGAUAUUGAGUGGAAGUUUGCAAGGACAAAGCUCUGGAUGAGUUACUUUGAUGAAGGUGGCACCUUACCACCUCCUUUUAACAUCAUCCCCAGCCCCAAAUCAUUUCUCUAUCUUGGUAACUGGUUCAACAAUACCUUCUGCCCCAAAAGAGACCCUGAUGGUAGACGAAGAAGACACAACUUGAGAAGCUUCACAGAACGCCAUGCUGACAGCCUGAUACAAAAUCAACACUAUCAGGAAGUUAUCAGGAAUUUAGUCAAAAGAUAUGUGGCUGCUAUGAUAAGAAAUUCCAAAACAAAUGAGGGGCUAACAGAAGAAAAUUUUAAGGAAUUAAAGCAGGACAUCUCCAGCUUCAGAUAUGAAGUGCUUGACCUCUUAGGAAACAGAAAACACCCAAGGAGAAGCUUUUCCACAAGCAGCACUGAAUUCUCUCAGAGGGAUGACACCAAUGAUGGCUGUGGUGGGGCUCGGGCCAAAUCCAAGAGCGUCUCAUUCAAUUUAGGCUGCAAGAAAAAGGCCUGCCAUGGGCCACCUCUCAUCAGAACCAUGCCAAGAGCCAGUGGUUCCCAGGGGAAGUCAAAAGCUGAGUCAUCAAGCAAACGCUCCUUCAUGGGUCCUUCUCUCAAGAAACUGGGUCUUCUUUUCUCAAAGUUUAAUGGUCAUAUGUCUGAACCCAGUUCAGAGCCAAUGUACACAAUUUCUGAUGGAAUCGUCCAGCAGCAUUAUAUGUGGCAGGACAUCAGAUAUUCUCAGAUGGAGAAAGGGAAAGCAGAAGCCUGUUCUCAAAGUGAAAUUAACCUCAGUGAGGUAGAAUUAGGUGAAGUCCAGGGUGCUGCUCAGAGCAGUGAAUGCCCUCUAGCCUGUUCCAGCUCUCUUCACUGUGCAUCCAGCAUCUGCUCCUCAAAUUCUAAACUUUUAGACUCCUCCGAGGAUGUAUUUGAAACUUGGGGAGAGGCCUGUGACUUGCUCAUGCACAAAUGGGGUGAUGGACAGGAAGAACAAGUUACAACUCGGCUCUAAGUCAAGUCCCUAUCACCUGUUCUGGAACUCAAAAUGAAAAUUUGUAAUUUCCUUAUUCUCAGAGGUGACAUAGAAUAUGACUCCCUCACUGGCCCCCUAGAAAGGAGAGUGAAACUCCUAUUAUUCUCACUUUUCAUAGCCACAUUCCCCAUUUUUGUUCUUGUUUUAUUAUUACUAUUAUUUGCCUUUUUAUACCUAUUAACACUAAGUCCAUCUCACAACCAACUGAAGGGGUGUUGCCCCUAAUCAGCAGAGGUGCAGUCGGGUGCUUAACCCUUUUGCUUUGCUUUCGUUUUCUUACCCUUGCUUCCUUGAAGCUACAGGUGCCACUUUGCUACUGUUGCUGCCGCACAGAUUCCUGACCUUCCUCAGGAUCUCAUGCCAUCUCCCCACAGGGCUGAGGGAUGUGGUCAGCAGUCCCCACCAGCUAUCAGAUAAGGCAAACCAACCUGCCUAUCUUUGUUACCCUUCAGUGCUACACGCUGCCCAUGCUGGUUCAAUGAACAGCAUCAAAGGGAGGCUGAACAGACUCCAAAGAAUUGUCAGCUUGUGGUUUCUAGGUAUAACUGGCCUUUUUGUUUUGUUUUGAAACACAACUUCUCAAUUGUGGGGGCUGUUGAGUUUUUGUUUCUUAAAGAUGUGUUAGUUUCUUAAUGUGUGCCAAUGAGAUAUUUACCCUAUAGUAUAUGUCAUAUCUAAUAAGUUAGGCAAAUUCCUGUGUUUGUGUAUUUCAGUUAACUUACUACAUUUUAAAAUUUGAUAGUAUUGAAAUUAGUAUUUAGGAUGUAUACUGUUUUUUAAAAACUUCUACUACACUCUAACCAAUUAUCAUUACAUCUCAUACAUUGGCAAGAAAAAAAUAAUUAGCUGGUAUAUUUAUAGGGUCCUAUCUACUGUUGAUAGUUUUAAUUAUCAUUGCUAUCAAGGCAUUUCUAAGAUAAAAGCCUGGAUUUAAAAUAUUUUUAUCAGAACAAUGAUAUCUUGCUGAGGUAUUGAAAUCUGAAAAAAAAACCCAUCUUCAUGUUAAUUAGUUGCUUUCUGGGAAAAAAAAUCAACAAAACAAUUUCACAUCUAGAUAAUCUAAUUCAGGUUGCAGUUUUAAUAUUCAUUGGGGGCAGCAGAAGUGCAUGUGUAAACUUAUGUUAGAUAUAAAACAUAACAACCCUAGCAGAUCCAUGGACCUGUGAACAUGAACCAAAUUCUACUGUCUUCAAAAAAGUACUCCUGGAGAUUAAAUUAAGAAUGCAUAGCCUAGAAAAGACAGGUUAGUUGUCACCCUAUGCUUUUAAAUGUCAAUUCCAACAGGAGCCCAUCUAAAUUCCUGUAUGUAACUUCUGGUUAAAGUAAUUAAAUAAGGAAUUUUCAAAUAAUGAAAAUAUUUCUCCAAACUAGCUUUGAACAGUAUUGUUUCUGUUGUUCAAAUUGAUUUCCAUUGCUUUCCCAAGCAUUGGGAGUGAUGGUUAAACUGUUUCACAUGGAAAAGAGUUAAAUUAGGGAGCUAGGGCAGCAAGAGUCUUGAGAUGUUGAAGAGUAAAACUCAGAUCCAAGGAAAUGAGAUCAAGCUGUGUCAAGACCCAUUUGGCAAAGGGUUGUCUCGAAAUAAUUCCUUGAUCAUAUCUGAAGUGGUCAUUUAUUCAAAUCUAACUUCUCCCCUGCUUCACUAAGUAGGAUUAUCAUAAAUGGCUCUGACAUGUUUUAAAACAGGUUACUUUCAAAAAGAAAAACAAAACAGGUUAAUUUCCAAAAGAAAGGUUUCUAAAGUUAAAGAUUCAACUUUCCUAGUGAGGCACAGUGGUACACACCUGCAAAUCCUAGUGGCUCAGGAGGCUGAAGCAGGAGGAUCACAAGUUCAAAGCCAGCCUCAACAACAGUGAGGCCCUAAGCAACUGAGUGAGACCCUGUCUCUGAAUAAAAUACAAAAUAGGGCUGGGGGUGUGGCUCAGUGGUUGAGUGUCCUGAGGCCAAUUCCCAGCAUGCCCCCACUCAAAGCUUCAACUUUCCAGUCAAAUUCAUUUGAAUAACAACAGAACCCAGAUUACAUUCCUAACUCAUACUGAUGGCACUAAAGAACAAAACCAAAAACAAUAUAUAACCCAAUUUCAUCAAAGAAAAAGAUGUCUUUUUCACAAAUAUAUGUAUGUCUGAUAAACGAGGCAUAAUCAUUCUAGGGGUUAUUUUAUCAUCAGAAAACAGAGUAGCCAAACAUGGAGUCAUGCACUAAAAUAUGACUUUUCUCAGUUUAUAUUCUAGAGAGAAUAUAAAUAUAAUCACAGUAACCAACUUUGACUAUUGAAACGAGUGUUAUAUUUCAUGGGAGUAUAUGCCUUUCCAAAUCUUCUUAUUGUCCUUGUGACAGGCUUAGGACUUCACUAGUUACCUUGAAACCUCAUUUAUGAUGGGAGUUAUGCUAAACAGCUAUUGCCCUAACUUCCAUCUUGGUGACAACAUUUUUAUUAACUCUAACUUGCAGAAAGUAGAAGGGGAAAGAGUUUUGCAUUCACUUCUUAACUUUCUGGAUCAGCUAAAAAAAAAAAACAACAUAUUUGGGGCUGGGGAUAUGGCCAGUGAUAGACUGCUUACUCACCUACCAUGUUUAAGGCUCUGAGCUCCACCCCCAGCAAUGCCAAAAAAUGUAUUUAAUAUCAAAAUACUUAAGUAUGUCCUCUAACCCCAGAGAAGGUAUAAGCCAACUUGAGAGUACAUUUACAAGCUUAAAAGCUAAAAUACAACCUGAGAGAAGAGCAAUUUUAUUCAAACCUUAUAAAAGGGGAAAUGUGUCCAGAGGAUUUGUUCAAAGGCACAGAGCUAGUUAAUAAACUCAAAUCUUCUAAAUAAUAGAAACAAGACAUUACAAAAAUAUGUAUUAUAUAUAAAAUCGUAGAUGUAUAAAUGAAAUUGCCAUUACAGAUACCUAUUUUUUUCCAUUUGCUUAACAUGUUGUAAACUCCAAAAUUUUCACUGGCAUAUUUAAAUGUAAAGUAAGGAACGUAUCACAAAGUAAAAAAAUAUAUAAGAAUCAUGUACUAAUUGAUUUUUUAAAAGUAUUCUGUGGUUUGUUUCCAUUAUAUCUGGCUUUAACUUUUAAAAACCUUGGAUUCAUUUGAGUCAGUCUCCUUGAUAUUAAGGUAAAUAUAUAGUCCAAACUGUAUUAGAAAGUGACCAGUGCUUAAGUAUAUCCUUCACUUCUAACUUUAACUCUAGUGAAGUACAAAGAUGUAGGAAAGAUUCUAAAUUCAAAAUCACUGUUUUUCAAUGACAAAUUUUAAAGAGAAUGUAAAUUCCCCAAGUUAUAUCUUUGUACUUAAGUGGGAUUAUGGAAUACUUUCCAGUUCUUUCUGCCUCCCAUAAUCAUUUAUUUUACUUUGACCUAAUUUAGACUUAAAUUGUUCAGCUAAGUCCAAAAUACCUGCCUAUAAUUUGACUAAAGAACUUAAAAAAAAUAGGACCUCCAUCUUUUUAAUGGCUUAAUACCUUUUUUUAAAAAAAGAACUUUAUAGUUCUAACAGUAGUGCAAACCUCCUCUGAACAAUGCAAAAGGUAUUUUAGAGAAAAAUAUGAAGUAAUGUCUUAGCCAGAAAAUAUAAAAACAACUGUUUGGCAUUCACACUGCAUUGUGGGGAAGAUUCAAAGUGGUGUUUUGACAGUUUUAGUGGCCCAGACCUUGAUUUGUUAAAUCAUCAGGCAAAAAGGUAUUUGAAGUUAGGCUGAAACUCCUUUCUGUUUAACGCUACAAAAGAAAACCUGAGCAUAUUAUUUUGGUAAUCAAGUUUUUAAAACAGUGCUAACAGAUCAUUUGUAGAAAGAAGUUAAUUAAAUGGUUCAAACCAUUUAAAUACCUCUUCAUACACACUCCCAACUCCUGCAGCUUUGCCCAGGGUUAUUUUAGAUUGUUUCUUUGGCUUAAGUGCUCCAAAUACCCACUUUGUAUACAACUAACCUGAGUGCCCUCAAAUUCUAUGUGAGCCUUACUUUAGUACACAGAAAUUCUAUUUCAACUAUACUGACAAUGACCCUUUCUCAAUCACCUUUCCCGAAUAGAUGAAGGUUUUGGCUUUCUUUACUUUUUCAGAUGUUCCGAAAAGUGAGAGCCUGGUCUGUGUAUGUAUGUCCAUACACAUUGAUAAUUUCCAGUCUUCUGUUAAGCAGAAUUUGAUGCAUCUGGCCUUGACCUUUCAUCCCUUUUGGUGAUCACUAAAUCAUUUUGAAAGGGAGGAGAAGCAGGGAUAACUUUUCAAUGGAAAGACACUUCCUGAGAUAUGGUGAAGUACUAAAAUGAACUACCAUGCUAACAUCCUCUACAGGACAACUGUUAUAUCCAGAGUUUUCAGGAUUUGCAGUUUCUGGUUUUAAGGGAAAAUAAUUAAGCAUUUAAGUCAGAAUAAAAAAGAACUUACCUGUAAAAAUAUACAUUUUUGACCAAAUAAAGUCUGCAUACUUCAGACUUACUACAUAUUUGAGAUAUUAGUAUUCAUAAUGCUGAUAAUGUGGCCUAUGAUUUUCCUUAGUAUGCUACUUGAUGUUCCAGAGAAGGUUGGUGGCUUUUGAGUGCUUUUACAUUUAGAAAAUGAAUGUCUACUAAACAGAGAAGUUAAUUGCAGGAACGAUGCAGGCAGCAAGCUAGAGUACAAUACCAUCUUUAAGCUCAAUAUUUGUGUUCUCUCAUUCUAGAGUGGAUUUGUCUUGUACCUGUUAAUUUAUUAGAUCUGCUAUUUUUCUAAAGAUAUACUGUCAUUGUUUGUGAUACGUAAGAAACCUAUACACAUUAAGAAUUAUAAUACAAAAUUAAGCAGAAUGCCCUUAUGUCAAAAGCUUGUUUUCUUGUCAUGUUGUGAAAGCUCUGUAGAGGCUUCCUAUUACAGUAUAAAUUAAUAGCAAGCAAAAGAUAGCCCACUGCUUUUGAUCAUUGUAAGCAACAUCUGUGUAUCUGUCCUCCCUCUGUAAAGUCUUCUUUAAAACUCAAAAGUGACUCGAUAGAACCCAAAAGGACUAACUGAAGAAGUAAAAACAGCCUAAAGUUUGGUGGUCAUCCUACCAAUUGGCAGUACAUAUUGUCCUUUGUCCAAGAAGCUGUAAAAUUAAUGCACACCCCCUCCAAAGCAUUGUCCUCAGUGGCACAUGAAUGAAUAGGUGGCAGUGUCCCUUUUAUUUAAACCUAAAUUAGCCAACUACUUGCAAGUAGCUAAACUGGGCUUGGUUAUCUUGUCUUUUCCCAUAAAGCUCAAUAUAUCCCCAAAAUAUUUAUUACCAUUGUCUUACAACCUAGAAAUCCUCUUGAUAAUUUCCAGUCUUUCACAACCCUUGCAACACAAGACAAAAAGGAUACUUUGGAUUUUUGCUAGGUUCUUGGGAGACUUAAAUGGUGAUAGUGAAGUGUCAAAAUCUUUCUAAGUAAGGACCAGUGUGGCUAAACACUUUAAAACAUAGGACUAAACCACAAAUAUGUUAAACUUCAAAAAACCAAAUUGAGAUGGAGUUGCUUGAUUGAAAUAUGUGGCUUCUAAGGAAUGGGAUGUGUGGCUCAGCGUUAGAGAACUUGCCUAGCAUAUGUAAGGCUCUGAGUUCAAUUCCCAGCACCCCCACCCAACCAAUGUUUCAGGAUUAAAAUAUUAACAUCACCAUUUUCUCCUUUAACAAAAUCCAGAAAUCAACAGUAUGUAAAAACUAGCUCAGAAUAACCUAUAAAUCAUUUUUCAAAUUUUGAGCUAUAUUUGAGUUGAAUUUCAGAAGGCAGCAAGUUCUCACCUGGGGGCACUAUAUUCAUAAAUUCAAAACAGAUACAUAGGAUUAUAUCUUGAAUUGUGCAAUAUCACAGAUUGGCUUUCAUAAAUAAUGUACAUUUUAACCAACUGGGAGGAUUGAUUUUUCCAAAUCUUAUCUAAAAAAUAAAAUGGGUUUGCUAAAACUCUGAAAGAGAAAUAAAAGCUAAAAUUGGGGGAAGGCAAUAUGGAAGAAAUGCUAGAUUAUAAAUCUGGUGUCAGGUUUUAUCCUCAUAAAUUUAGAAUAAGCAUAUAAAGUAGGUUUAUAAAGUAAUGCCAUUUUCAUAAAAUUAUCAGAAUAUAUACACUUAAAUGAAUGUUGUCCUUCCAAGUAGUCCCCUUAAGAAGCUGUACUUAUAUUCUAAUGAUGCUGCCAUUACUCACCCUAUUUUGGACUUCUACUUUUUGAGAGCUUUCAAAAUUCAAAGUAUAAUCUCUGAAUAUUAACUAGUAGGAAUUAUGACCCUUUAAGAGAAUAUUUUUAGAAAGUCAAUGUAAUUUUAGAUAAAUUUUAGUAAAAUGCUGAGUGAUCAAGCUGAGUUAUUUUAUGGGUUAAAAAAAUACUUUAAGUGGUAUUAUACAAUUGGCACCUUGCUGAAUUUUCACAAUUGUAUAUUCCCCUGGAACCAUUACUCAAUGUCAAGAUAGAUAAUAUCUGCAUUAUCCCCUAAAAAUUCCUUACUCCCCUUCACAAUCUAGACUCUAGUCUCAAAAGGUGUGUGGAGCAGUGGCAGCCAUACUGAAAUUAGCAUACAGUCCCUCCUCAAAGAUACUUUAAAGAGCAACAAUAUUCAGAUUCAGAACUUCCAGAUUUGGAAUCACAAUGAUGUAACUCUUAAAACAACUAUGUUUAAAUAGGAGAUACAUUGGGAAUUUCAAUGACUUAUGUUGUGAAAGAACUGAGAAUUAGCUCUCCAAAUCUUAUUUAUCUACAAAAAAUGACGUUUUUAAAAUGUAGAGAUUGACAACUAAGCACUUAGCAGAAAGAGGAAACAGUAAAGAAAAACCUUGGGCUGGGGAUGUGGCUCAAGUGGUAGCGUGCUUGCCUGGCAUGCGUGCGGCCCAGGUUCGAUCCUCAGCACCAUAUACAGACAAAAGAUGUUGUGUCUGCCAAAUACUAAAAAAUAAAUAUUAAAAAAUUCUCUCUCCCUCACUCUUUAUAAAAAAAAAUUAUUAAAAAAAAAAAAAAACCUUUAUCCUCCAUAGAAAAACAGAGGUGAGGAUUGUGGACUCAAGACACCAUGGUAACAGAAACAGUAGGAGGCAGCUUCAAUGGGAGGAUGGCAGUAGUUAAGUCAUUUAAACAUCACAUGUUCAGGCUAGAUGUUUCCUGUACAAGAUCUAUUCCUAUUAUUUAAAACACACUUUUACCACUUCAUGGUCACACUUUAUAGGGCUUCCUCUUACAAUAUGUAUUAAACAAUCUGUUUCAGUAACCAAGACAAUGAAGCCUGUAGUCCAAAAAGCACAGUGAUAAUCCUACUUGGUAUAUUUGGACAGGAGAAGCAGUCGGAAUGUUCAAGUGUACAGAACCACUGGAAUCAGUGGAACCAGUGGCAUUAAACAUGAAUGUUUUGAGUUCAUAAGAAGAAGUCUUCUUAACACAUUAGUCUGUGGUUUACUUAAUGUUAAAGGAAAUCCUGUAAAGAUAUGGGCCUUCUCCGGGACAAUUCAGUUGAGGAUAUAUACAUCCAUCCUUCUCAAGGGAAAAUAUAUAAAUUUGUAUUCAUUUCUUCUAAUAUAAGAAUGUACACUAGAGAGAGUAUUCAAGAAGACAGCAACAUCUGAACUCUUCACAUGAUUCUAUUUCUAUAAGAUUUCUCAAAAUUGAAGUUCAAAUUGAAGAUGGGAAGUUUCUUCCUAGCCAAAACAGUGAAUACACUUCAAUGCUACAGGAUGAGUUGAUACCAGGAAAAGAAAUGCUAGAAAAGACAGGCUAUGCUUAAUUCACUUUCUCAGUCUAGCUGGUAACCCAUCACACAUAACAAACCAUAAUGAAAAUGUUUGUGUCAAAUUUAAGGUUAAAAUGGAAUCUCCUGAGCUUAAUUCAUAAAAAGGCAAAUUUCCAAAAUGUGUUUGUGCAAAUGGCAUUUUGACUUUGCAGACUAUUUUAAAAACUAAAACUUCUUUGAGUAACUAUUACUUUUAUUUAAAUACUUUCUGUAAGAAGUGCAAAGUUAGUGUCAACUGUGUCAAAAACAAUCUUGUAUAAUAAUUUUGUGUAUUUUUAGCUUCAGUAUAAACAAAAAUAAAGCAUUUACUCCCCCCAAAUGUAUGGCUACUUAGAUUUAAGGUGUUUUGUUCUUCUCUUUUCCAAUGUAAUCAUUUAUGGCUAUUAAUAAACAUAUAUGAACAACA